Molecule: messenger RNA, 2788 nt
Organism: Cicer arietinum (chickpea)
Lineage: Eukaryota; Viridiplantae; Streptophyta; Magnoliopsida; Fabales; Fabaceae
Product: DEAD-box ATP-dependent RNA helicase 28
Cellular component (GO): cytosol
Molecular function (GO): ATP binding; RNA helicase activity; nucleic acid binding
Source: RefSeq, a predicted model, not a curated record
AACAACAAGAGAGAAGCUUUGUCAACAACAAAUAAAAAAGAACAAAGAAGUAAAAACCCUUUCUAAAACCCUUCUUCAAAAUAAACACUUUUCUGCGUUCUCUACUCCAACAAUGUCACCCAGCUUUCUCUUCGACCCUCCCAGCGACGAAGAAAUCGAACACUCCGAAAUAGAAGACGAAGAAGAAAACAACGAAGAAGAAGAAGAAUCCGAACCCGAAUUGGAAUCAGAAGAAGAAGGAGAAGAAGGAGAAGAAGGAGAAGAAGGAGAAGAGCCCAAAGAACCGAAAGUUUCAAAGAAGAAAACACAAUCUCCAUGGGACUUCACCAAAUACUCAGAAUCAGUUGCAGAAGAACACGCUCGCAGGAGCACAACCUCCGUAGACGACAAAAUCUAUGCAGUCAGACAACGUUCCAAGCCCGUCGUUGCUUUGCCUGAUUCGGAUGAAGACAACAGUAGCUCUGACUCUGAACCUGAUAAACAAGAAGAUUAUAGACCGGAAGAAGAAGAUGAAGAAGAGGGUAAUGCUGGUGACAACAAGUCCUUUUUUGCUCCUUCUGAGGGAACCUCUUUCAAUGCUGAUUCCUUCUUGCAACUCAAUUUAUCUCGUCCUUUGCUCCGAGCUUGUGAAACCCUGGGGUAUUCUAAACCAACACCAAUUCAGGCUGCUUGUAUACCAUUAGCCUUGACUGGCCGCGAUAUAUGUGGAAGUGCCAUUACUGGAUCGGGAAAGACAGCCGCGUUUGCACUACCUACUUUAGAGAGGUUGCUGUUCCGUCCAAAACGCAUGCAUGCAAUAAGGGUCCUUAUUCUUACUCCAACCAGAGAGUUGGCAGCCCAAGUUCACAGUAUGAUAGAGAAGCUUGCUCAAUUUACUGAUAUAAGGUGUUGCUUGAUUGUUGGUGGUUUGUCAACAAAGGUGCAAGAGGCUGCCUUAAGAUCAAUGCCAGACAUUGUUGUGGCUACUCCAGGACGCAUGAUAGAUCAUUUGCGUAAUUCUAUGUCUGUGGAUUUGGAUGAUCUUUCUGUUUUAAUCCUCGAUGAAGCAGAUCGUCUUUUGGAGCUUGGAUUUAAUGCUGAAAUUCAAGAACUUGUUCGCGUGUGUCCAAAAAAAAGACAGACCAUGCUGUUUUCAGCAACCAUGACUGAGGAGGUUGAUGAUCUUAUUAAACUUUCCCUGUCAAAACCCCUGCGUCUUUCUGCUGAUCCAUCUGCAAAACGACCAGCAUCCUUGACUGAGGAGGUGGUUAGAAUAAGAAGAAUGCGUGAAGUAAAUCAGGAAGCAGUUCUUCUUGCAAUGUGCACCAAAACUUUUACUUCUAAAGUGAUCAUUUUCAGUGGAACGAAGCAAGCUGCACAUAGGUUGAGGAUUAUAUUUGGAUUAGCUGGAUUGAAGGCUGCUGAGCUUCAUGGAAAUCUUACUCAGGCCCAACGUCUUGAAGCUUUGGAACAAUUCAGGAAGCAGCAAGUGGAUUUUUUGGUUGCAACUGAUGUGGCUGCUCGUGGUCUUGACAUCAUUGGUGUUCAAACUGUUAUCAAUUUUGCAUGUCCACGUGAUCUUACCAGCUAUGUUCAUCGAGUGGGUCGUACUGCAAGAGCUGGAAGAGCAGGAUCUGCUGUCACGUUUGUUACUGAUAAUGACCGGUCACUUCUAAAAUCUAUUGCAAAGAGGGCCGGUUCAAAGCUGAAAAGCCGCAUUGUUGCAGAGCAAUCUAUACUCAAAUGGUCUCAAGUAAUUGAGCAAAUGGAGGAUCAAGUUUCUGAAGUCCUUCAGGAAGAGAGGGAAGAAAGGAUCCUAAGGAAAGCUGAAAUGGAGGCCACAAAGGCUGAAAACAUGAUUGCACAUAGAGAAGAGAUCUUCUCCCGCCCCAAAAGAACUUGGUUUGUUACAGAGAAGGAGAAGAAGCUUUCGGCAAAAGCAGCCAAGGCAUCCAUGGAUAAGGAAAAUGGUUCUUCUGGGAAGGAGGUAAUGAGUGCUCAGCAAGCUGAAGACCUUAAAAUGAAGGAAAAGAGGAAGCGGGAGCGAGAGAAAAAUUUGCCUAGAAAGAAGCGCAGAAAAUUGGAAGCAGCUAGAGAGAUGUUGGAGGAUGAGGAGCAAGAUCACAAGCCAGUAAAAGGUAAGGGGGCAGAUGAGAUAGAAAAGGGAGGAAUGUCACUUGUUGAUCUUGCAUACCGACGUGCCAAAGCAGUGAAGGCCACCAAGAGGGCACUAGAUUCUGGAAAGAUUGUGAAGAAGCCUCAAAAGAAAUCUAAUAAUAAAAAAUCUAGUUCUUCCCGAAAGCCUUCUUCAAGGACAGAAGAGAUGCGGGAGCUUUUCCAGACUGACAUGAAGGAUAAAAAGCCAAAAUCAAGAGGUCCUGGAGUAGGAAAGAAAGCCAAUAAAUCAUUCAAAAGCAAGUCAAGGUACAAGAGGAAGUAGCCUGUGAGGCUAAUAGUCCUUGUCAUACAUUGCAUGGAACGUCAGGAAACUUGCAAUGACUAUCCUUAUUAAUGACCUCACAAUCAGAUCUUGUUAAAUGCUUAUGCCAUAUAUAUCCACUACAUUUUUGGACCAUCUUGUGAAUUGCACCUCAUUCCUCUGCCGGUUUUGAUGUGUUUAAUCAAUCAAAAGGAUGGUGCGAUGCCAAUAUUAUUACAUUUAAAAUUAAAUUGUAUUGUAUAAUAAUCUUUGAUUGUUAUCCCAAUUAAAUUUAUAGUUGAUCAAUUUUGUAAUCCUACAAUUAGAUUGAGUUCCAAAUGUUAUCAACAGAAAAAUAUUGAAAGAAACUCUUAAAUUUUGUUUGCUUUU